AUGACCAAUAUCCGAAAGUCCCACCCACUACUAAAAAUUGUCAAUAACGCAUUUAUUGAUCUUCCAGCCCCUUCUAACAUCUCAUCAUGAUGAAACUUCGGCUCCCUCCUAGGAAUCUGCUUGAUUAUGCAAAUCAUGACAGGACUAUUUCUAGCAAUACAUUAUACAUCAGACACAACAACAGCCUUCUCUUCAGUCGCACACAUCUGCCGAGACGUAAAUUACGGCUGAAUUAUUCGUUAUCUACACGCCAAUGGUGCCUCCAUAUUCUUCAUCUGCUUGUAUAUCCACGUAGGUCGUGGGCUUUACUACGGCUCCUACGCCUUCCUAGAAACUUGAAAUAUUGGAAUUAUCCUAUUAUUUACAGUCAUAGCAACAGCUUUUAUGGGUUAUGUACUUCCAUGAGGACAAAUAUCAUUUUGAGGGGCAACAGUAAUUACAAAUCUACUCUCGGCAAUUCCAUAUGUUGGCACAACACUAGUCGAAUGAAUUUGAGGAGGAUUCUCCGUAGACAAAGCCACCCUUACACGAUUCUUCGCCUUCCACUUUAUCUUACCUUUUGUCAUUGCAGCUCUAGCAGGAGUACAUCUACUAUUUUUACACGAAACAGGCUCCAACAAUCCAACAGGAAUUUCUUCGGAUAUAGACAAAAUCCCAUUCCACCCCUAUUACACAAUCAAGGACAUCCUAGGUAUUCUACUCCUAAUAACAACACUACUCACACUAACCUUAUUUGCCCCAGACCUCCUAGGGGACCCAGACAACUACACCCCCGCAAAUCCCCUUAGCACACCACCACACAUUAAACCAGAAUGAUAUUUCCUGUUGCCGUACGCGAUUCUCCGAUCAAUCCCCAACAAACUAGGAGGCGUCCUAGCCCUAGCUCUCUCAAUCCUAAUCCUGGCCCUAAUCCCCAUACUACACACAUCCAAACAACGAAGCCUAAUAUUUCGACCCCUCAGCCAAUGCCUGUUUUGAGCACUAAUCGCCGACCUACUAACACUCACAUGAAUUGGAGGACAACCCGUCGAACACCCCUUCAUCAUCAUCGGACAAGUCGCCUCAAUCCUAUAUUUCCUCUUAAUCUUAGUACUAAUGCCCGUAGCAGGCAUUAUCGAAAACAAACUCCUAAAAUGAAGA
Molecule: messenger RNA, 1140 nt
Organism: Vicugna pacos (alpaca)
Lineage: Eukaryota; Metazoa; Chordata; Mammalia; Artiodactyla; Camelidae
Source: the annotation of a RefSeq genome assembly